CAUGGCGGCGCGGAUGUGACCGAAACGUUUGCGCUCCGGACGUUUCACCUUUUUAUCUCACUUUUUCUCGAGUAAAAAUCCGGUUUGAGGAGUUUGGAGGCGGCGCAGCGGCAGAAUGGCGUCCACCGCGGCGGGGAAACAGCGCAUCCCGAAAGUGGCGAAGGUGAAGAACAAAGCUCCGGCCGAGGUUCAGAUCACGGCCGAGCAGCUCCUGAGAGAAGCCAAAGAGCGAGAACUCGAGCUGCUGCCUCCGCCUCCAAAACAGAAGAUCACCGACAAAGAAGAGCUCAACGACUACAAGCUCAAGAAGAGGAAGGGUUUUGAGGACAACAUCCGUAAGAACCGCACAGUGAUCAGCAACUGGAUCAAAUACGCACAAUGGGAGGAGAGUCUGCAGGAGGUCCAGAGGGCCCGUUCCAUCUACGAGCGCGCCCUGGACGUGGACCACAGGAACAUCGCCUACUGCGGCAUCAAAGUGUCCAUUUUACAUGAGCUUCUGGUGUCGGCCGCGCCGCGUCAGCCAAUCAGGGACGACUAUCCGGAUACGUACAAGUACACGUACAUGGAGGAGAUGGUGGGGAACGUGGCGGGCUGCAGGCAGGUGUUCGAGCGCUGGAUGCAGUGGGAGCCGGAGGAACAGGCCUGGCACUCGUACAUCAACUUUGAACUGCGAUACAAAGAAGUGGACAAAGCACGAAGCAUCUACGAACGAUUCGUGAUGGUGCACCCCGAGGUGAAGAACUGGGUGAAGUUCGCUCGGUUUGAGGAGCGUCACGGAUACAUCGCCCACAGCAGGCGAGUUUACGAACGCGCCGUCGAGUUCUUCGGGGAGGAUUAUGUCGACGAGAACCUGUACGUGGCCUUCGCUCGCUUCGAGGAGACGCAGAAGGAGUUCGAGCGCGUGCGUGUGAUUUAUAAAUACGCUCUGGACAGAAUCCCCAAGAGUCAGGCCCAGGAACUGUUCAAAAACUACACCGUGUUCGAGAAGAAGUUUGGAGACCGACGAGGCAUCGAGGACGUGAUCGUCAACAAGAGGAGGUUCCAGUACGAGGAGGAAGUCAAGGUGAACCCUCAUAACUACGACGCCUGGUUCGAUUACCUGCGUCUGCUGGAGAGCGACGCCGACCCCGACACGGUCAGAGACGUUUACGAACGCGCCAUCGCCAACGUCCCGCCAAUCCAAGAGAAGAGACACUGGAGACGAUACAUCUACCUCUGGAUCAACUACGCACUGUACGAGGAGCUCGAGGUCAAGGACCCGGACCGAACCCGGCAGGUUUACCAGGCCUGUCUCGACCUCAUCCCACACAAGAAGUUCACUUUCGCCAAAAUGUGGCUUCUCUUCGCUCAGUUCGAGAUCCGACAGAAAAACCUCCAGGCGGCUCGAAAAGUCAUGGGCACGGCGAUCGGUAAAUGCCCGAAGAACAAACUUUUGAAGGGUUACAUCGAGCUGGAGCUGCAGCUGCGGGAGUUCGAUCGCUGCAGGAAACUCUACGAGAAAUAUCUGGAGUUCAGCCCCGAGAACUGCACCACCUGGAUCAAGUUCGCCGAGCUCGAGACGAUUCUGGGCGACACGGAGCGGGCGCGCGCCAUCUACGAGCUCGCCACGGGGCAGCCACGACUCGACAUGCCAGAGGUUUUGUGGAAGUCGUACAUCGACUUUGAGAUCGAGCAGGAGGAGUUUGAAAACACCAGAAACUUGUACAAGAGACUCCUGCAGAGAACCCAGCACGUCAAGGUGUGGCUGAGUUUGGCGCGGUUCGAGUUGUCCGUGGACCGGUCUGAGCGCGUGCAGAGGAGUCGUCAGGUUUACGAAGACGCCAACCGCAGCCUGAGAAACUGCGAGGAGAAGGAGGAGCGGCUCAUGCUCCUCGAGGCCUGGAGGGACUUCGAAGACCAGUUUGGAUCCGUCCAGAACCAGGAGCGGGUCCGAAAACUGCUCCCCGAGAAAGUGAAGAAGAGGAGGAAGGUGACGGCGGAGGACGGGUCGGAAGCCGGGUGGGAGGAAUAUUACGACUACAUUUUCCCCGAAGACUCGGCGAACCAGCCCAACCUCAAACUGCUCGCCAUGGCCAAGAUGUGGAAGAAACAGCAGGCGGCGCCCGACGACGAGGAAACGACCGAGGAAACGACCGAGGAAACGACCGAGGAAACGACCGAGGAAAACUCGCCCGGAAAACCGACGGACGAACCGCGAGGAUCACGCUCCGAGUCUUCAACGUCGUCCAGUUCUGAGGAAGACGAGGAGGAAGAGAGGGAGGAGACGGAGGAGACGGAGGCGAGGAAAUCUGGAAGAGAAGAGGAGGAGGAGGAGGAGGAAAGACAGGAGAAUGGAGAGAGCAGGAAAAGAGAACAGCAAAGGAGUGAGAGGGAAGAGGAAGAGGAAGAAGAGAGUCAAAGGAGGGAGAGAGGAGAGACUCGGAGGGGAAAGAGGGAUGAGAGAGGGGAGGAAGAGGAAGAAGAGGGUAAAAGGAGGGAGAGAGGAGAGACUCGGAGAGGA
This is a messenger RNA of Boleophthalmus pectinirostris (great blue-spotted mudskipper), 2500 nucleotides long. It is a transcript of the gene crnkl1, whose product is annotated as crooked neck pre-mRNA splicing factor 1. The transcript has 15 exons. Gene Ontology annotation, molecular function: protein binding. The record is from RefSeq and is a predicted model, not a curated record. Gene Ontology annotation, cellular component: Prp19 complex; U2-type catalytic step 2 spliceosome; precatalytic spliceosome. NCBI's taxonomy places the organism in Eukaryota, Metazoa, Chordata, Actinopteri, Gobiiformes, Gobiidae. Gene Ontology annotation, biological process: mRNA splicing, via spliceosome; spliceosomal complex assembly. The annotation marks the transcript as partial.